AUGUCUACGCCGCUUCAACAACCUACCCUCCUUGAUUCUUGUGAUACGACCCUUCGAGCAAGACGCCCUAGCUCCUUAAAUUUGUUGACUGCGGUGCUUCCUUGCUUCACUGCCAAUCCCUCUUCUCCUGAUGACUUCAACCCUUCAGACGACACACCCUUAAACGACACACCCUUAGGACAAGGUCUCUCACAAAAGUCCAUGUGCAAGGACGUUUGCGAUGGCGCCUCGCAGUUUUUCUUGCAUAUUUCAUGUGAUGGAGGUGAGGCGUCAUUCUCCAUUCUGGCAAGUAAUUCAAUCUUGUCUGGAAAUCUAAGUAACUGGUACUCCCUUAUGUUCAAUACUUACAACGAUGAACAUCUCGCCAAGCUUGUGAAAGACCACCCUCCCAAGCCAGCUGCCCGUGGGGACGUCUGCAUCACUGCGUCUGCCAA
Molecule: messenger RNA, 434 nt
Organism: Laccaria bicolor S238N-H82
Lineage: Eukaryota; Fungi; Basidiomycota; Agaricomycetes; Agaricales; Hydnangiaceae
Exons: 3
Source: RefSeq, a predicted model, not a curated record